AUGGCAUCACACCAGGAUACACUGCCUCUGUCCCAACAGGACCUGCUCGAACAGCUCAACAGUGGUACCCCCAACCCAAGAGAGGAUGAGCAACAGCGUAUGGCCUCUGUCAUAGCGGACCAUCUCCCGCCUGGCUACACAGCUGCCUUUGAUGGUUUCGACGGUCCAGGCCCUGCUGCAGCUGCUGCAGACACCGAUGCUGAGGCGAGCCCAGACCAGGCAAACAACGGCAGCAACAGCACAAGGGGCUCAUCGCUCCGCCUGCAGGGUGGUGAUAUCCAUCGUGCGCUCUUCAAGAUUCCUGUCAAGGCUAGUCUGCAGCGCGCCAUGACCUUUUCCCACCCGGAAAGGACGUCUACGCCCGAUCUGCUGCGGCCAGAUGACGAAAUGACUGCCACUGAGAUCACGGGGCCGCAGGGCUUCCGUCGCCAUCAUGUGCUGGCACAGCAGAGGCGGACCCGUCCCGGUUUCUCUGGCGGUGCGAGCAUCCCCGUGACGCGAAACUUUGUCGAGUUUCUCGACCUGUACGGCUCGUUUGCCGGUGAAGAUCUCGCCGACUCCGACAUAGACGAGUCCGAGCUCUUGACGGACGACGAGGCCACACCUGGGUCACAGGACCAGGACGACCAGGAGCCUGACGAGACGAGCCCACUCGUUCGGCGGCGGAGGCCUCUGAUGCGCCGCAAGUCCUCUCGUGCCAUGAGGCCCGGCAAUGCGGGUACGGCCAAGACCUUCUUCACCCUGCUCAAGGCCUUCAUCGGAACAGGCAUCAUGUUCCUCCCCAAGGCCUUCAACAACGGCGGCAUCCUCUUCUCGUCGCUCUGCCUGGUGUCUAUCGCCGCCAUCUCCAUGUGGGCCUUCCAUCUGCUGCUCAAGUGCCGCACCGCCGUGGGUGGGUCCUAUGGCGACAUAGGACAGGCCAUCGCGGGCGACAAGAUGCGCACCAUCAUCCUGGCAAGCAUCACGCUGUCGCAGCUCGGGUUCGUGUGUACAGGACUGGUGUUCGUCGCCGACAACUGGGGCUCCUUCCUGACGGCUGUCACGCACGGGUCAAACCCGCUCGGCACCAAGGCCUUGAUUGCCCUGCAGGCCGCGCUGCUCAUCCCCCUGAGCUUCAUCCGGGACAUCAGCAAGCUGGGCUUCGCAGCCACACUCGCCGACGUGUUCAUCCUUAUCGGCCUGGUCUACAUCUGGGACUUCGACAUCACUGCCUUGGCCAGGCACGGUGUCGACCCCUCGGUCCAGCUCUUCAACCCGGCCGCCUACACUCUCACCAUCGGCGCCUCCAUCUUCACCUUUGAGGGCAUCGGCCUCAUCAUCCCCAUCCACGCGUCCAUGCGCCGCCCAGAGCAUUUCGAGCCGCUGUUGGGCGUCGUCAUGCUGAUCAUCACCUGCAUCUACACUUCUGUCGGCGCCAUGUGCUACGCCACCUUUGGCUCGCGCACUCAGAUCGAGGUUAUUGACAAUUUCCCCCAGACCUCAAGGCUCGUCAACGCCGUCCAGUUCAUCUACGCCCUGGCUGUGCUGAUAGGAAAUCCCGUGCAGCUGUUCCCGGCCAUGCGAAUCCUCGAGGGCAGGAUCUUUGGUCACCGCAGCGGCAAGAAAGACCUGUGGACCAAGUGGAAGAAGAAUUUCUUCAGGACGUUCCUGGUCAUUCUCUGCUGCGGGAUCAGUAUCGGCGGGAGCGCGAACCUGGACCGUUUUGUCGCGCUCAUCGGGAGCGUGGCCUGCGUCCCACUGGUGUAUAUGUACCCGCCAUUCUUGCACUAUCGUGCCGUGGCGAGCACGACGAGGGAGAAGGCCCUGGACGUGGCGUUGAUGGUGCUGGGUGCGGUGGGGAUGGUCUAUACAACUGCCAUCACGAUUGUGAGCAGCUUCUUGUGAGGCAGGGUCUGUAAUGAAGGGCUGGUUGGUUAUGCAGAGACGGAAUGGGGACAAAGUGAGCAAGCGCUAUAGAGAGGAAGGGGAAAAAUAUUUUACAAUUGAAGAAGAAGAAGAAGAAGAUGGAAAAGAAGAUGGAAAAGAACAAGAAGAAGCAUUUCAGCGGCGCUUUGGUGUGUGGAAAAGAAGGAAUAAUUUCUUGGACAAGAGAGGGAAAAACGACCAAAAAGUGCGGUCGACGAUUUUGCUUUGCUGUAUUGCUUUCCGUUUACAUUGUAUAUACAGGUUUUUCUUGUCCC
Molecule: messenger RNA, 2180 nt
Organism: Cryphonectria parasitica EP155
Lineage: Eukaryota; Fungi; Ascomycota; Sordariomycetes; Diaporthales; Cryphonectriaceae
Exons: 2
Coding region: 1-1884 (627 amino acids)
Biological process (GO): amino acid transmembrane transport
Molecular function (GO): amino acid transmembrane transporter activity
Source: RefSeq, a predicted model, not a curated record